UUGUCGGUCAUUCCGGAAAGAUCAGUUGGAAAGUGCAAAGUGCUUAUUUGUGGUGGGAUAACUCUCGUGGGUGUGACCAGUGCAAGGCAGGAAGCUGCACAUAGUUGGUGUGAAGAGCAACCAGUCGGAGUGCUCAAAAUGCACAAAAUUAUUAUUUGGAGUGUACUGAUUGGCUAUCUGAUAGUUAUUACCAAAGCGGAGGAUCAACCCUCGAGCUCGGGAAAUCCCUCAGUGGUUUCCGAAACGUGGGGUGAUAAGCUGAAAAAGGAUCUACUAGCGCAUUACGAUCGGAACAUCCGGCCAACGCAACACUACAACGUUACGAACGUCAAUCUGAAGUUCACUAUUCGACAUGUCGAUAUUGAUGAGGAAAAUUCGAUAUUUUCCGUCUAUGGAUGGAUUAAAAUGGAAUGGAAUGACGAUAAGCUCAAAUGGAAUCCAGCCAAUUACGCCAAUUUGGAUGUGAUUCGAACCAAUCCGGAAAGCGUGUGGAAACCGGAUUUGGUUCUGUACAACAAUGCCAAGGGUUCUGAUAACCUUCACUACGGUCAGACAAAUGUUUUGAUUUAUAACACCGGAACCGUUCUCUGGGUACCACCAACGGAUUAUCAUAGUUUCUGCGAGUUGAACUUACGAUAUUGGCCGUUCGAUUACCAAACGUGCUUCCUCAAAAUCGGAUCGUGGACAUUCGACGGUUAUAAACUUAAUCUGACGUCAGGAGAAGAUCCCGAGAUCGACAUUGGAGUACCGAACAACCAAUGGUCGAUUCGGAAAGUUACAACGGAUCGCCAUGUGGUGUUCUACAGUUGUUGUACUGAACCUUACAUCGAUAUCCAGUACAAUAUAACACUGCAGCGUCAUUCAUCGACUUACAAGGCCAUCGUAAUCAGUCCAGCCUUCGUCAUUAUUCUACUGGCCUUAUCUGUGUUCCUGCUGCCACCACAAAGUGGUCAAAAAAUUGUACUGAACGGUGUAAUUGUACUGAUCGUAACAAUUUUCCUGAUCUACUUCGCUCAACAACUACCAGCAAUGUCAGGAAACACUCCGCUAAUUGUGACAUUCUUUAGCACUACGCUCUACCUAGUGGCAUUCAGCACCAUUAUUGCCGUUAUUACGCUCCGUAUUUCCCGCGUCCGACACAACCAUCCGGUACCGAAAGCGAUCAAAGGGCAGCUGGACGGUUUUCUAGGAUCCCUGCUGUGCGUCAGCGAUGGCAGUGUCCCAUCUGAGGGGGACAAGGAAGCUUCCGGUGAUUCCCGCGAUAUCGCGUGUGAUGCCAAACAACGAGACUGGUGUCGGUUUGCGAGCCUCAUCGAUCGCUUGGCAUUCGUUGUUUACUUGAUCAUUUUUAUUGUCUCGAUCAUCCAUUACAGCAUUUAGAUGUACGUUAGUUAGAAUUCUAUUUCAAGAUGGUUUGUGUGCUUUGUCAAUAAGUUCGCUCGAAAUAUUCCAAAAUAAAAAAAAAUAAAUCGAAAUAUCCGUUUUUUUUAAAUUGCUGGUAAUGAUGAUGAAUAAAAAUAAAGAAUGCUGAA
Messenger RNA from Uranotaenia lowii, 1532 nucleotides. RefSeq names its product acetylcholine receptor subunit alpha-like 1. The record is from RefSeq and is a predicted model, not a curated record. The coding region runs from base 139 to 1380 and encodes 413 amino acids. Gene Ontology annotation, biological process: chemical synaptic transmission; signal transduction; monoatomic ion transmembrane transport. Gene Ontology annotation, cellular component: synapse; neuron projection; postsynaptic membrane. The transcript is spliced from 6 exons. NCBI's taxonomy places the organism in Eukaryota, Metazoa, Arthropoda, Insecta, Diptera, Culicidae. Gene Ontology annotation, molecular function: transmembrane signaling receptor activity; acetylcholine-gated monoatomic cation-selective channel activity.